Sporothrix schenckii 1099-18 is the source of this 660-nucleotide messenger RNA. RefSeq lists its product as uncharacterized. Bases 1 to 660 code for a protein of 219 amino acids. The record is from RefSeq and is a predicted model, not a curated record. The transcript has 2 exons. Lineage: Eukaryota; Fungi; Ascomycota; Sordariomycetes; Ophiostomatales; Ophiostomataceae.
AUGAGCGGCAGCGGCGGAUUCUACAAGUAUCGAUGCAAGUACUUUAUGACACACGACUGCCCUAACUGGGUGUUUGUGAACUAUGCACCUUGUGCCGACUGCUGUGCUGCUGGACGGGACGCCGACGAAAUGCGCGACGACGGUCAGUCGUCCGGCUUUUACCACAGCCACCACGCACUUUACGCAGCGGCACCCGAGUUCGAGAUUGGCGUGCCCCUCUUCCAGGAUGGUAUCCUGAGCUACUCGCUGGCCCGCCUCACUUCGAGCCUCGAGCCAGGCUCCGACUUUGCCUCGUGGACGACCCACCAGCCGCCGAUGUCUGCCGGCCUCUCGUCGUCCAAUCCGUCUCAGGACGCGCCGCAGGGACAGGACUUUCAGCACGUUCACAGCGGCCAGAACCGUCAGCACGCGCCUUUCAGCAACGAUCAGCAGUCCCAUGGCUAUCACCAACUGCGUCAAACACCCCAGUUCCCCCAUCAGCCACAUCCACCACCACAACUGAUUAAGCUCCAGGGUAGCAGCCCGGGCAGGCAGACGGCAGAGAUAAAGAUGCAGCUGCCACCCCAUGCUGCCAUCAGAGCCUUCCCCGUGGCCACGGCUACGGGAGGCAUUGGCGACGUGAUGCCGACCGGCGCCGCUCCCGGUCUGCUUCUGUACUGA